CGCCGCCCUCCCUUCCUCGCGCUGCUCGGCUUGCUCGGCUCGGCUCAGCGCAGCGCAGCGCAGCUCGGCAGCCGCCAAGCCGAGGCGGCAAGGUCUCCCGGCCGCCAGCGCCGGCUCCGAGCUCCGCUCCCCGCCCGGGCUCUGCCAGGUCUCGCUUCCGCGGGGACCCCUUCGAGCAGGAGUCGCGUGGCGAGCGGGCGGCCAGGCACAAAGUUGGGGGCCCGCGAGGAUGAGGCUAUCCCCGGCAUCCCUGAGACUGAGCCGGAGUCCAGCGCUGCUGGCCCUGGCGCUGCCUCUGGCCGCGGCGCUGGCCUUCUCCGACGAGACCCUGGACAAAGUGCCCAAGUCGGAGGGCUACUGCAGCCGCAUCCUGCGCGUUCAGGGCACGCGGCGCGAGGGCUACACCGAGUUCAGCCUCCGUGUGGAGGGCGACCCUGACUUCUACAAGCCGGGAACCAGCUACCGCGUGACACUUUCAGCUGCCCCUCCCUCUUACUUCAGAGGAUUCACAUUGAUUGCCCUCAAAGAGAACAGAGAGGGUGAUAAGGAGGAAGACCAUGCGGGGACCUUCCAGAUCAUAGAUGAAGAAGAAACACAAUUUAUGAGUAAUUGCCCCGUUGCGGUCACCGAAAGCACCCCACGGAGGAGGACGCGGAUCCAGGUGUUCUGGAUAGCGCCACCUGCAGGAACCGGCUGUGUGAUUCUAAAGGCUAGCAUCGUACAGAAACGCAUCAUUUAUUUUCAAGAUGAGGGCUCUCUGACCAAGAAACUUUGUGAACAAGACUCCACAUUUGACGGGGUGACUGACAGACCAAUCCUAGACUGCUGCGCCUGUGGAACUGCUAAGUACAGGCUCACAUUUUAUGGGAACUGGUCUGAGAAGACACACCCAAAGGAUUACCCUCGUCGGGCAAAUCACUGGUCUGCAAUCAUCGGUGGAUCCCACUCCAAGAAUUAUGUGCUAUGGGAGUAUGGAGGAUAUGCUAGCGAAGGCGUCAGACAAGUUGCAGAACUGGGUUCACCGGUGAAAAUGGAGGAGGAAAUUCGACAACAGAGCGAUGAGGUCCUCACUGUCAUCAAAGCCAAAGCUCAGUGGCCAGCCUGGCAGCCUCUCAACGUGAGAGCAGCACCCUCGGCUGAAUUUUCAGUGGACAGGACGCGCCACUUAAUGUCCUUCCUGACCAUGAUGGGCCCCAGUCCCGACUGGAACGUGGGCCUGUCUGCAGAGGAUCUGUGCACCAAAGAGUGCGGCUGGGUCCAGAAAGUGGUGCAGGACCUGAUUCCCUGGGACGCUGGCACCGACAGUGGGGUGACCUAUGAGUCAUCCAACAAGCCCACAAUUCCCCAGGAGAAAAUCCGACCCCUGACCAGCCUGGACCAUCCUCAGAGUCCUUUUUACGAUCCAGAGGGCGGGUCCAUCACUCAAGUAGCCCGAGUUGUCAUUGAGAGAAUCGCUCGGAAGGGGGAACAGUGCAAUAUUGUACCUGACAAUGUUGACGAUAUUGUAGCAGACCUGGCUCCAGAAGAGAAAGAUGAAGAUGACACCCCCGAAACCUGCAUCUACUCCAACUGGUCCCCGUGGUCCGCCUGUAGCUCUUCCACCUGCGACAAAGGCAAGAGGAUGCGGCAGCGCAUGCUGAAGGCACAGCUGGACCUCAGUGUCCCCUGUCCCGACACCCAGGACUUCCAGCCCUGCACGGGCCCGGGCUGCAGCGAUGAAGACGGCUCCACCUGCACCAUGUCCGAGUGGAUCACCUGGUCGCCCUGCAGCAUCUCCUGCGGCACUGGCAUGCGGUCCCGGGAGAGGUACGUGAAGCAGUUCCCGGAGGACGGCUCCGUGUGCACGCUGCCCACUGAGGAGACGGAGAAGUGCACGGUCAACGAGGAGUGCUCUCCCAGCAGCUGCCUGAUGACUGAGUGGGGCGAGUGGGACGAGUGCAGCGCCACCUGCGGGAUGGGCAUGAAGAAGCGGCACCGCAUGGUCAAGAUGAGCCCGGCGGACGGCUCCAUGUGCAAGACUGAGACGUCUCAGGCAGAGAAGUGCAUGAUGCCCGAGUGCCACACCAUCCCCUGCUUGCUGUCCCCGUGGUCCGAGUGGAGCGACUGCAGCGUGACCUGUGGGAAGGGCAUGCGGACCCGCCAGCGGAUGCUCAAGUCUCUGGCUGAACUCGGGGACUGUAAUGAGGAGCUGGAGCAAGUGGAAAAGUGCAUGCUGCCCGAGUGCCCCAUUGACUGUGAGCUCACUGAAUGGUCCCAAUGGUCGGAAUGUAACAAGUCAUGUGGGAAAGGCCACAUGAUUCGAACCCGCAUGAUCCAAAUGGAGCCUCAGUUUGGAGGUGCACCCUGCCCGGAGACUGUGCAGCGGAAAAAGUGCCGCAUCCGGAAAUGCCUCCGGAAUCCAUCCAUCCAGAAGCUGCGCUGGAGGGAGGCCCGAGAGAGCCGGAGGAGCGAGCAGCUGAGGGAGGAGUCCGACGGGGACCAGUUUCCAGGCUGUAGGAUGCGCCCAUGGACAGCCUGGUCAGAAUGCACCAAACUGUGUGGAGGUGGGAUCCAGGAACGCUACAUGACUGUAAAGAAAAGGUUCAAAAGCUCCCAGUUUACCAGCUGCAAAGACAAGAAGGAGAUCAGAGCAUGCCAUGUUCACCCGUGUUAACAAGGGUACACGCUUCCCAGGGCUGCACUCUAGACCCCCCAGAGUCACCAAUGGCUGGAUUGUUUGUUUGCUUGUUUGUUUAAGGCAAUUUAAAUCGUGUACAUUAGUUUUCAUUUCUGCAGUGUGGUCUGCCCAGUAGUCUUGUGGAUGCCAGGGACAUUCUUCUGUACACUUCUUGGUGGGCACAGACUGAGGGGGGUGCUCCCUCAUCCUCAGCCAGCCCUCAUCCAGCACGAGUAGUGUCAGCCACCUGUACUGAAUGGAAACGUGUCCCUCUGGAGCACCGACCUGGGUGGCAGGAAAGAGACCCCGGCCUCCUGCACAUGGAGAGGCAACUGUCUGCAGAUGACUCUGUGCCUGGUGCCGGGGCGCAGCAUGGGGGAGACAGUCCCUGUCAGGUGGAGUGCAGAUUCCCCUCAUUCUCGUCUGGCCUGCUCCCUCUUGCAGGGAACUAUUGUUUGCUCGUCUCUUCUCAUUUAGUGGAACUUUAGGGCCCAUUGUUGAGUCUCCUCGGUCAUCAACAGUUCUUGGGGAAAACAGCUGGCAGACAUGAAGAGAAGCACUGAUGGUGGGUGGCUUUUUUCUUUCACUGAGAAAUUCGUAUGUAUCUCAACCCCUAAUAUUGGUUCUUGAUGGCCCAGAGGAAAGAAAUGAUGGCUGCUUUAUUUGAACAUAAGGUAACCAGUUCUUACGCCUGAGGCAAAAGGUACUAAGUCUAGAAAUCAUUUUUCCCUUCUUUUUGGGGGUUUUUUGGACACAAUUCUCUUAGGAAGCCAGCCUUAUGAACCUUCUGAUGUUAGAUCCUUAUAGAACCAAGGCCAAGGCAGCAAAACUAGCCUCUAUAGCAGUCCCAAACCUGAGUGAGUUUUUAAAAUCUUCCGACACAGACUUUUAAGUUCUCAAACCAGUUUCUAACAAGAAAACAUUUUUUCAGUUACGCAAACAUUUUGUUAAAUCUGUCCGCAGCCCACCAAGCCAUUCCUUCAACAGAAAUACUAUCUAUCUCUGUACUUGAAAGGGCUUCUUAAGUCCUAAAAUUUUAUACAUAGAAAAAGUGUUUCAGAGGCCAAGAAAAAGACGUCAAAUCUAGGGAGAAAGGAAUGUUGCAGAAUCAAGCUUGGCCGUAAAAUCUGGGGAAGUCAAACCUAUGUCAGCCCUCCACACCAGGGGUCUGGUCCUCUGACACAACCAUAGGGAAGAUCAUGGUUUUCCAUCCCCUUCCGAGCACUCAUAAGCACACCAAAUUCAGGGAGACUAUCAAGGAUUAGUGUAAAAGGUCAUUUUACCGCGUUGAGUCCAUCAGCAGUUGUUACUCAUUCAUUGUUAAAAUUACUGUUUCGUUUCUGUUGCAGGCCUUCUUUAUCAUUCUUAAUCCAAAUAUGUACCAUGGAUGAGAUGCAUACAUUGCUUUGAAUACACUACUUUAAGAAUCUGCAUUAAACACAUCAGGAUAUUCCAAACACAACAUAUAUAUAUAUGCUAUAGCCUUGAAUCUGUACUAUUUUCUUUAACACAAGAGACUGUUCAAUAAAAAACUCAUCGGGUCUGUCUUUUGUGUUUUAGUUUUAAACUAAUUCAGUGUUCAGAAGGUUGGGUCUUUUUAACAAUUGUUUCCACUUCAAUCAGAGUCAGCAAAAGAUAUGCCUUUUGCACCCUCAUUCUGGCGGGACCACUAUUACCAUUCCUGAGCUUUCUGGAGGUUUGAGUUGUUUCCAACAUUAUUUUUUUAAUCCUUAAGUGAACCGCUUUCUCCUCCCACAAAGCAGCACAAAAUUUAAAGAAAUAAGAA
This is a messenger RNA of Physeter macrocephalus (sperm whale), 4442 nucleotides long. It is a transcript of the gene SPON1, whose product is annotated as spondin 1. The coding region runs from base 230 to 2653 and encodes 807 amino acids. The record is from RefSeq and is a predicted model, not a curated record. Gene Ontology annotation, cellular component: extracellular matrix. The transcript is spliced from 16 exons. Gene Ontology annotation, biological process: cell adhesion. NCBI's taxonomy places the organism in Eukaryota, Metazoa, Chordata, Mammalia, Artiodactyla, Physeteridae.